CUUGGUGAAUUCCUGUUGAGUUUUAAUUGACAAACAACGUUAAUGGAAUUUAUAGUCAAAAAUGAAAACCCAUUUGAAUUUGGAUCUCCUUUAGCGGUCAAAUCGAGGUGGAUGAUGAAACCAAAAGUUGGCUUUGAUGUACUUUUCAUUAUAAGCUCUGGGUGCUAAAGAAGUAGGCCCUGGAGGAGGAAUUGAGAGGUGGGGGCAAGAAGGAAAAGAAGAAGAUUAACGUUUUCUUUCCACUCUGCUAAGGGUAAAAAAUGGUACAAGAGAUUCAAGAACCGCAUUUGCCCAAAGAUGGAGGUACUAUUGGUAAAUCACCUGUCACACACUGGCAUUGGUGGCUUAUUGUGGCAGUAAACAUUUUCAUUCUUGUUGUUGGUCAAAAUGCUGGUGUUCUUCUUGGUAGGUUCUACUAUGAUCAAGGUGGAAAUAGUACAUGGAUGGCAACGCUUGUCCAAACUGCAGCCUUUCCUAUACUCUUUAUCCCACUCUUCAUCCUCUCCUAUAAGGAAUCUUCAACAACAACCAAAACUAGCAUGUCCACUCAGCCUGCUGUUACCACUCUCACAUUAAUCUAUGUCUCACUUGGUGUGCUCCUAGCUGGUGACAACAUGAUGUACUCCAAUGGUCUUUUGUACCUGUCUGCCUCAACUUAUUCCCUCAUAUGUGCAUCCCAGUUGGCAUUUAAUGCAGUCUUUGCAUUCUUCAUCAAUUCUCAAAAGUUCACUGCUUUAAUACUCAAUUCUGUUAUCAUCCUUACCUUAUCUUCUGCCCUCAUUGGGGCUAACUCUGAUUCUUCAGAACCUGCUGGAGUAUCUAGGGGGAAGUACAUUUUGGGCUUCUUUUGUACCCUCGGUGCAUCAGCCGUUUACUCCCUACUGCUUUCACUCAUGCAGCUUACCUUCCAAAAGGUUCUGAAAAGAGAGACAUUUUCUGUGGUAUUGGAAAUGCAGAUCUACACAUCAUUUGUUGCCACAUGUGCUUGCAUAGUAGGCCUCUUUGCCAGUGGUGAAUGGAGGAGUUUGAAAGGAGAGAUGGAUGGGUUUGGAAAGGGGAGAUUAUCUUAUGUGAUGACAUUAGUUUGGACAGCUGUGGCUUGGCAGGUGACUUCUGUCGGUGUUGUGGGGUUGAUUUUUGUGGUAUCUUCACUUUUCUCCAAUGUAAUUAGUACCGUGGCUUUGGCUCUCGGUCCUGUUGCUGCUGUUAUAUUUUUCCAUGACAAGAUGGAUGGGGUGAAGGUGGUAGCGAUGUUAAUGGCGUUUUGGGGCUUUGCUUCUUAUUUGUAUCAGCAAUACCUUGACGAUUCUAAGCUGAAGGCAGCACAAAAUAGCGUUAAUGAAGUUCCAAAUGAGUCUACUUUAGAGAGGCAGAUUGUUUGAAUGAAUUUCUAUCAAACAGCAGUGGAAAAUAUUGUUGGAAAAUAUUUGAUGGUUAGUUUAUUCUUCCUAUUUUUAAUCCCAAAUUGUUGUAUUACAUGUAUAGGUCCAUUGAUCCAUCCUUGUUCUCCUCUA
Molecule: messenger RNA, 1514 nt
Organism: Telopea speciosissima
Lineage: Eukaryota; Viridiplantae; Streptophyta; Magnoliopsida; Proteales; Proteaceae
Product: probable purine permease 11
Exons: 2
Coding region: 261-1382 (373 amino acids)
Cellular component (GO): membrane
Molecular function (GO): purine nucleoside transmembrane transporter activity
Source: RefSeq, a predicted model, not a curated record